UGUGUAUGGCGUUCGGAGCGCAGAAAUUUGAACGGCAGAGAAACCUGGCAAACCCCUACCAUAUUUUACCCGGUUUUCAUCAAAGUCCAAAAAAAAUCCAAAAUUAAAACCAAGUGUCGAAGUGUCAAAGUGUUUCGUGAAGUCGUGGAAGUGAAACUAAAGACCUUUUUAGAGGUUAGAAAAUGCCCUUGACCUGAGUAGCGGCGCGCCGCUGAAGUGUUGGAUUUCCCAAAGAAGCAACGUGGUGUUUUCGAUGAAAUAAAAGAGCUCCUUCCCCAUCAAGAGCAUAAUUCCUGCUCUAGGUGGAAUUGGGCGCGAGUUUCUGUCAAAAAAAGUGUCAGUGAAAGAUGGCAGUCUGGUUUUAAAAGGGGAACAUUUUGGUCCCGAGCACCUGCCAAAUUUCGACAUGGCGGGUUUCCGAGAAGAGGACAAGGCCCUUUUCCCGAUCCAGAGUAUUUCCUCGAUCGUGCAGAUUUUUCAGAACCAGCUGGAAAACAGUUCGGAGCCAGAUCUGGUUUUGCUCUCGAUUUUGGUGGGAGCGGUCGAAAACUCCCUAACCUGCAAUCGUGCAUCUGCGUCGCAGGAUUCAACUGUUUAUGAUGAACCGAAAUUGCCAGCCGUUGAAUUUGAGAUUGCGGAAGCUCUCUACACGAAAUUUCAGGCGGUGAUAAAAGGCGCAGUGGAUUUGUCGGUUUUUGAUUCAAAAUAUGCUACGAGGGAGCUGGUGAAGAAAGUUUCGGAUGUCAUAUGGAACUCGUUGACAAGAAGCUACUACAAGGACAGAGCACACCUGCAGAGUCUUUAUAGUUAUUUGACGGCUAAUAAGCUUGAUUGCUUCGGAGUUGCUUUUGCGGUGGUUGCAGGAUGUCAGGUUUUGGGAUUCAAGGAUGUGCACUUGGCCAUGUCGGAGGAUCAUGCUUGGGUCGUUUACGGAGAAGAUGGAUCAGAAACGGCCGAGGUUACGUGGCAUGGGAAGGGAAACGAAGACAAACGCGGACAGCCAGUGGAAGCAGGUGUGGCCUCACGAUCUUGGCUUUAUGUUAACGGCCAGGCAGUAAUAUGCAAUCGAGCAAUGGAAGUUGCGACGAUAGUCUCCGCAAUAAAUCCUAGUCUCAGCGCAACCGCAGAUGCCGCGGAAGUUGCAUUGCUGCAGCAAGAAUUGCUGUGGCUUUUAUACGACUUGGGCCAUCUCGAUAAGUAUCCAAUGGCUCUAGGAAAUUUGGGCGACCUGGAAGAAGCAGCGCCUACUCCUGGAAGACCUCCAGCAAUUGAUCUCUUUCAGGAAGCGAUUCGGUCUGCGAGGAAGUAUUAUGGAAAUGCACACGUUUAUCCGUAUACGUAUCAAGGGGGAUAUCUUUAUCGACACGGCUUGCAUUCUGAUGCUCUGGCUUCCUGGGCUGAUGCUGCGGACGUUUUAAGAAAAUAUGACUACUCGCGAGACGACGGUGAGAUUUAUAAAGAACUCCUGGAGAUUGCGAACGAAUUAAUUCCCCACGCAGUUCGUGCCGACGAGCGUCUUCUCCGUCAGCCUCGAUGUUUCGCCCACCUGUUGCGCUUUUACGACGGCAUAUGCCAGUGGGAGGAAGGAGCAAACACUCCCGUUCUCCACAUCGGCUGGGCGAGGCCCCUCGUCAAUACAAUUUCAAAAUUCGACGCGAAUAUUCGCGCCCGGGUUGUGAUCGAGUGCUACGAGAUGGAAACGACGCGACUCGAGGAGGAGAGUCUGCAGAGGAGGGAAACGAGUCCCGACGAAAAUCUGAACAACAACAAUAACAAUUAUUACAAGACUAAGGAGAAGGGCAACGCGGCGAGGGAUUUGAUCAAGAGCCUGGAGUCGAAAGUGCCAGCAACUCCAGCGCCAACUCAUCCCAGCAUUCAGGCUUUAACUGCCGCCUGCAGUGAGAAAAUUCUCAACCGGGAUUAUCUUCUCCAGGGCGAUGGCGAGCCUUUUGUCGCUCCGCCGGAAAUCGCUCUCACUCCUGCGCCAUCUACAUCUCAGGAGCCGGUAGUUCCGGAAGUGGUGGUCGAUGCUGAGAUUGAGAAUCCAAAGAUAGUUCUCUACAGUCAGAAGAUGAAGGGUUUGAAGGAUCUGCUGCUCGCCGAGAAGCUCAACACUCACGCGAUUUCGCUGCAGUUGACUGCUCAGAGCCAGGUACAGAUUGGGAAGAAGACGAGGAAUGGGGACGAGAUUGGUGUGAAUCAACGGCCCAAGAGGACACGUCGGGAUUAAUAAUUGCUUCCGGGUGAGUUGAUGAAAUUGGAGUUUUGAUUUUUAAUCGCGUUAAACUCCACUACCUGGGAAAUUGUAGGACCUUCGGGACAAAUAGCGAGGAGCUGUAUACGAUUUUUUCGUUUGAGAAUUAAUCCGGGAGCAUGAAUAUUUGCUGAAUUUGAUUUGGUCUGAAUUUUAUUUGACCGAAAUGAGGGUGGACGCUAGCCACGGAAAAUCAGAGUAAUGUUAGGGAUUUAAAUCGGAAAUGGCAAAAGUUGAGGAAUUUCUGUAAGAAGUAAACUCUCAAAAAUAAUCAGGGCUGCCAACACAGUUGUUUAAAAUAAAAAUGAAGUUAUUGUAGUCACUUUUUUCAAUGAA
This is a messenger RNA of Belonocnema kinseyi, 2590 nucleotides long. RefSeq names its product menin (gene Mnn1). Gene Ontology annotation, cellular component: chromatin; nucleus; histone methyltransferase complex. The record is from RefSeq and is a predicted model, not a curated record. The transcript is spliced from 4 exons. NCBI's taxonomy places the organism in Eukaryota, Metazoa, Arthropoda, Insecta, Hymenoptera, Cynipidae. Gene Ontology annotation, biological process: regulation of transcription by RNA polymerase II; negative regulation of cell cycle; negative regulation of cell population proliferation. Bases 407 to 2230 code for a protein of 607 amino acids. Gene Ontology annotation, molecular function: Y-form DNA binding; chromatin binding; transcription cis-regulatory region binding.